This is a messenger RNA of Paramacrobiotus metropolitanus, 2981 nucleotides long. RefSeq names its product myoblast growth factor receptor egl-15-like. Gene Ontology annotation, biological process: cell surface receptor protein tyrosine kinase signaling pathway; positive regulation of kinase activity; multicellular organism development. Gene Ontology annotation, molecular function: transmembrane receptor protein tyrosine kinase activity; ATP binding. NCBI's taxonomy places the organism in Eukaryota, Metazoa, Tardigrada, Eutardigrada, Parachela, Macrobiotidae. The coding region runs from base 1263 to 2714 and encodes 483 amino acids. The transcript has 8 exons. Gene Ontology annotation, cellular component: signaling receptor complex. The record is from RefSeq and is a predicted model, not a curated record.
UCUAGUUGCAAUUUACUGUAACCGUAGAAGUAGUGAAGUACAGAUAAUGCAAGUAUGAAUUUCAAUAUUUAGUUACUUUACUGCGAGCCUGCAGCCUCGAUGCACCAGUGCCAAUAACGACGAUGACAUCUCGCCGAACAGCCUCUUGGCUCUCAACCGUUGUAUGGAUCCAGCUGUUUUCAUACUUUCUCGUCGCACAAGCCGGUAGCGAUGAUGACGUGGCGGAAAUUUUUCGGGAUGAUUUCCAGACACUGGAUUACGGAAAAUGCUGAGAAGCAACUUAAGAUGCGUCAACGGAUCACUGCAUCGCAAUUACAGCUCCAUCUCCUGAAGGACCUUUACCUUCAAAUACGGCGAAAUACUGAUCCGCUUAAAGUAUCCCAACGCCUCCGUAUGGGACACUAUAUAUGGCACGUUUCGUACCAGAGCAAAAAAUUAGAACGCCUAUUUUCUUCGCCUAUUCGUGAGCCACGGUAGUUACCUUUAGUGGCUUCAGCCACCGCGACAUUUCGCCGAGGACAAGUAGUGGGCAGGCAAUUUGGUCGCAGUCAGUUCGCCGCGGAACUUUGCGCCGCGACUCGCCAGAUAGUUUGUCGCGAGGCCGUUUCGAUGCCGCGACACAUGAAAUAAGAUGACAUAAGGAAACCUAAGAAACUCAAGAACGCCAAGCAAGCGAAGAAAAAUUAAGGAAAAACAGAAAGUGAGAGACCUGGAAAACCUAAGAAACCCCGAGUGAAAACCAAGUGCGACGAUUUGUCGCAAGGUGACAAAGUUUGAAAGCAUUUUGUCGCACAGUGAAAUGUCCCAGCGUCCGUAUGUUCCGCGGCGAAAUGUCAAGCUUUUGAUUGUCCGGGUUCACCAGCUUUAAAUAAGGCGAUGCAGUCUACAGGUUUACAGGAAAAAAGAUGACAGGUUUACGAAUGAGCCUCAGAUGGCCACCGCGACUACAGUGUAAAACGGAAGUAUACAAGAUGUGACCACCGUGACUGCAUGAAAGAAAACAAGGUUCUAUUUUUUCCCGCUCUGACACGAAGCGUGCCACCACAGGUGCGGACUCAUAUGCCGGUUCGUGGUGGGGGUUAGAAGGCUACGACAUCGCCUCUACGCCCCAGGUCACUAUAUCAACUUUAACCUCGUUUCCCUCGAUCCUUCAUUUAUCUGUGAACUACACAGCUUCUUCUGGAAAGAUAAUCGAUCACAGUCAAGCUUAUAUCAGCGACAAAGAUUUGUCCCUUGAUUAUCACGUUCAGCGACUGAUCUGGAUGAAAGAACGCAUGGAACUCCAUAUGGACGGUCAACUCAUUCUCAACCUCACCGUUCCAGGACAAGACACUUGGCCCGCACGGGGCAUAUCCAUGAGUACAAUCAUGCUUCCGGGGACCCUGUACCCGACCGACACCGAUGCCUGCCGAAACCCGUCGUUUGAGCGGUGGAAGGAAUUCCUGAUUGACUACGUCAUUGUGCGGCAGUACACCAACCCAGGGCACACAGAUAAAGUUAUCCAGAUCUCACUGGGCGUGGCUCUUCCGCUGGCUGCCGGGGCAUCAGGAAUUCUUUGGCUUAUUCUGCUGCGGCUCGCCAGACAGCGCCGUCUCAAACGCACCAUGUCGAAAUGCACACUCACCACGUGUACGCAAAGUAUACCUACUGUGUCGGCGUUCGAACACGCUGCGGAAGCCGCCGAUGUAUUGACGAACGAAUCGGUGCAGGCCAUGGAAAUCCCUCUGGCAAACUUGCAAACCACCGAAAUAGUUCUGGGCCGAGGCGCAACGAGUGUUGUAAGGAAAGGAGUGGUUCAUGAACUCGCUGGCCGGUCAGGCCCAUUUGCCGUCGCAGUGAAGAGUGUGCGGAACCGCAGCGACGCGAUGGAAAAUGGGCAACUAGUGCAGGAACUGAAGAUCAUGACAAAGGUCAAGUGGCAUCCGAACAUUGUCCGCCUCGUCGGCGUCGUACUGGGAGGUGAAGCUCUUGGUUUCAGGGAACUUCUCUUGGUUUUCGAAUACGCGAAAUUUGGUUGUCUGCGGUAUUUGCUCAAAUCUCUCGGCGUCGAAUGCUUUUACAGCCAUGUCAGUUUCGAUGGGGUGAUCCUUCCAUAUGAUGAGGACGAAGCGGAAAAGGUCAGACUCCUCAGGAAACAGACGGCACCACCAACUACCAGCGAUGAAUUCGACGGGCAAAUCCUGUCAACGCGAAUGUUGUUGCAAUUUGCCGGUCAAAUCAGUCAAGGAAUGCAGUAUCUCAGCGCGUUUUCCAUUGUCCACCGCGAUUUGGCAGUUCGUAAUAUUCUUAUUUGCGACGGCUACGUGGCGAAAAUAUCGGAUUUCGGAAUGGCAAGACAAGGAACUGAUUGCCCUGACCAAGACCAAAAGGAAGCGCUGCCGGUGCGCUGGAUGCCGCCGGAAGCUAUAACGGAGUCGCUAUAUUCGGAGUCCGACGUGUGGUCCUUCGGCGUGCUUCUGUGGGAAAUGUUCAGUCUGGGCGCGCUGCCUUACGCCGGCAUUAACGUGUUGCCCGGACACAACAUUUCCGAUUUUUUAGCAUCGCUGCAGUCAGGAAUGCGUCUGCAUAAACCCACCUUAUGUCCAAGCGCGAUUUACGAUUUGAUGUGCGAGUGCUGGGAGCUCUCACCCGAGGACCGCACGGAUUUCACUCGGCUAACACAUACCUUGCAGACUAUUCUCGAUGUUGCCUGCGUACCGGUGCAUCGCGUCUGAGUUCGCACAUGCGGGCAUUCUCAGAUGAAAACUGUCUUUUAUAACCUUGUGUCCCGAUGGAACUUGUAAUAACAGGAAUCCUUGGCGAGAAAAUCAAUAAGAGUCAUGAGAGCUGCCUAAACGUUCAUCAAUCCAUCAAAUGCCAUCAAACGUUUGCUAAGCCAACUGCGCAGGUUCCGUGAUGAUUUGACAUUCGUGCACUCAACAGCAGUUCCUGUCAGAACCGCAGACGUGGGUACCUGCACCAACCAAAAUUUCAUUUUUUUC